AUAAAUACGGUAGCUUGAGCGCCUAUUUCCCGACCUUGACGACUUUCCGUCAUCUAACAACCAUGCCAGAGCAGCUCACGUACUACGGCAGCAAGUAUAGCGUCUUCUCGAUAAGGGUAGCGAUAGCCCUUCAUGAGGCAAAGGCUCAUUACACGACCUGUGAUGUCGACUUUGAGAACAAACCAGACUGGUACGUCAAGUUUGUGAACCCAGCCGGGAAGGUCCCAGCAAUCACUUACGGCGGACCCUCCGUCCCGCCUGACCAGCCAUCACCCGAAUCUGCCAAGAUCGCGGAAUCAGUGAUCAUCCUCGAGUUCAUCGCCGACCUCUACCCGUCCUCUGGUCUCUUACCUUCUGACCCUGUCAAACGCGCCCAGGCGCGCUUCUUCAUCGAGACAUUCGGCUCCAAGUUUACCCCUGCGUUUCUUGGGUGGCUGCGAGGCUCCGAGUCUGGCGUGAGCGGGCUUGCCGACGGGAUCAAGGCGCUGCAAGUGUUGCUUCCUGAAGAAGGAAAGGGCCUGUACGCGAUCGGAGACGAAUUCACGAUUGUGGACGCGGCUGUGGCGCCCACAUGGGCGUUGAUCAGGCUCAUCGUGGACAAGGGCCUUGGACAGGAGCUGUACGGGCAGCGACUAGCUGCGACCAAGGAGGCGCUGGAAUCUCCGGAAUUGGCGAAGUUCACAGCUUAUGGGGAUCGUCUUCUCGAGCGGCCGAGCGUGAAAGAGGCGUGGUACGAGGAUCUUAUGACACGUUUCUUCGAGAGGAAGACUGCUAGUCUGCUCCAGAGCCGACAGUAAAGCUCCGAGUUCCAUCGGUAAGAGAUAACAUCUAUGUACAAUACUGGUGUAGGAAUUAGGUGGUCAAUCAGUUGGCGAUAUCUGUGAGAGAAGAGUGAACGCGCCGAUACAAUUACUCGCGAAACGUUGCGUCUGUGCGUCGCUCAUGUGUAACCCUAUUGUAGCCAAGACGCGUCCCAUGCACUAUCGUACCCUUGGCCUAUGGGCUG
Coniophora puteana RWD-64-598 SS2 is the source of this 1006-nucleotide messenger RNA. RefSeq names its product glutathione S-transferase C-terminal-like protein. Lineage: Eukaryota; Fungi; Basidiomycota; Agaricomycetes; Boletales; Coniophoraceae. The coding region runs from base 63 to 797 and encodes 244 amino acids. The record is from RefSeq and is a predicted model, not a curated record. The transcript is spliced from 5 exons. Gene Ontology annotation, cellular component: cytoplasm.